Molecule: messenger RNA, 8590 nt
Organism: Hyla sarda
Lineage: Eukaryota; Metazoa; Chordata; Amphibia; Anura; Hylidae
Gene: ADAMTS12
Product: ADAM metallopeptidase with thrombospondin type 1 motif 12
Exons: 24
Coding region: 92-4810 (1572 amino acids)
Biological process (GO): extracellular matrix organization; proteolysis
Cellular component (GO): extracellular matrix
Molecular function (GO): metalloendopeptidase activity
Source: RefSeq, a predicted model, not a curated record
CAGUGUGCACUCCACUCGCUCCCCUGCUCACACUCAGGACUCCUUCUCCUUUGCACUUCAUGAAGAUUUUAGUGUCUUCUCUGCGGCCGACAUGCUGCAAUGUGUGCACGGAGCCCUGCGCAGGCGUCUUCCCCUCCUGAUCCCCCUCCUGUACGUCCUAUCUUCUUGCCUCGGUGAUGUCCAGCAGACAGAUACUCACUUUCUGCACCGCAGGAAAGACCAUCGUACCAAGACCUUACCACCAGCGUAUGAACUGGUUGAUCCCGUCAAGGUAGACGAGUAUGGAAACUUCUUGUCCUAUAAUCUAACUCAUCAUGAAAAUCUCAAGAGAAGAAAGCGAGACACCCGUUCUGAGAAGGUGCACUACAGGAUUCGGCAGGGAACAAAGGACUUAUAUUUCAACUUAACCGUAAAUGAAGGAUUUGUGUCUGAUAAUUAUAUUCUCGAAAGAAGAACUGGAAACCAAAGUGGAGUAAGGAUUACCCCCCGAUCGGGAGUCUCCUGCCAUUUCUCCGGCACGGUACAACAACAACCAGAUGUUGGGUUCGGUUACGCAGCUAUAAGUGCUUGUGAUGGACUGGCUGGAUUUUUCCAUCUUCCCCACGGAGAUUAUUUCAUUGAACCUUUACAAAAUAUAGAAGCCACAGGAAUGCAUCAAAAGCACAUAAUAUACAAGAAAGAAGCGGCACACCAGCAGCGGCAUCGCAGGGACCUUCACUUUAUUGGAAACCAAUCAUGUGGAGUAAUUGAUGACCUUAACUCUGUUCUCCAACAUGAACACCAAAGAGAGAAAUGGGAGAGGAUGCACCUGAAAAGCCGAAAAAUCUCUCCCCGGUCGGUCAGCAAAGAACGAUGGGUGGAAACUCUGGUGGUCGCUGACACCAAAAUGAUUGAAUAUCAUGGAAGUGAGAGUAUAGAAUCCUACAUCUUCACCGUGAUGAAUAUGGUAGCCGGAUUGUUCCAUGAUCCCAGCAUCGGUAAUGCCAUUCACAUAAAAGUGGUGCGGGUCAUUCUGCUGGAGGAAGAAGAAGAAGGCCUAAAAAUUGUCCACCAUGCCGAUCAGACUUUGGCCAGUUUCUGUAAGUGGCAGAAAAGCAUAAACCCGAAAAGCGAUUCACAUCCAGCACAUCACGACGUUGCCGUAUUAUUAACAAGGAAGGAUAUUUGUGCAGGUAGAAACAGUCCAUGUGAAACACUGGGCUUGUCUCAUCUAUCAGGCAUGUGUCAGCCAUACAGGAGCUGCAACAUCAACGAAGACUCUGGCCUUCCCAUGGCGUUUACCAUUGCUCAUGAGAUUGGGCACAGCUUCGGAAUCCAGCAUGACGGACAAGGCAACGAUUGCGAAUCUACAGGAGGACAACCAUACAUAAUGUCCCGACAACUGCAAUACGACACCUCACCGCUGACAUGGUCCCCCUGCAGCAAAGAAUAUAUCACACGUUUUUUAGAUCGAGGCUGGGGAUCCUGCCUUGAUGACUUACCAGCAAAGAAAGACUUCAAGCUUCCAUUAAUCGCCCCUGGAGUCCUGUAUGGUGUCAAUCACCAGUGCCAGCUACAAUACGGACCCAACUCUACCUUCUGUGAACUAGUCGAUAACGUUUGCCAGACCUUGUGGUGUUCGGUAAAGGAUUCAUGCAGAUCUAAACUCGAUGCUACAGCAGAUGGGACCAGAUGUGGUGAAAAUAAGUGGUGCAUCAAUGGUGCAUGUGUUACUGUAGGAAAACAACCGGACACUGUGAAUGGAGGCUGGGGAAUGUGGACGUCAUGGUCACACUGUACAAGAACUUGUGGGGCCGGGGUACAGAGUGCAGAGAGGAAAUGUAACAACCCUGAGCCAAAGUUUGGUGGGAAAUAUUGUACUGGGGAAAGGAAGCGGUACAGAAUGUGCAAAACAAACCCCUGUCCUAAGAACCAGCUGUCCUUCCGUCAGAUGCAGUGCGCUGAGUUUGAUACUGUAGUUUAUAAAAAUGAGCUGCAUACAUGGUAUCCCAUAUACAACACAGCUAAUCCCUGCGAACUACAUUGCCGAAAUGCUGAAGCUAAUUUUGUUGACAAGCUCCUUGAUGCAGUCAUUGAUGGGACUCCGUGUUUCGAAGGAAACGAGAGCAGAGACGUCUGCAUUAAUGGCAUGUGUAAGAGCGUGGGCUGUGACUUUGAAAUAAAUUCCAAUGCCACCGAGGACCGAUGUGGAAUAUGUCUGGGAGAUGGAUCGAGCUGCCAGACAGUCAGGAAAACAUUUGAUCAAAGUGAUGGUUUUGGGUAUAUUGAUAUCGGUGUUAUUCCGAAAGGUGCGAGAGCAAUAAAAAUAGAAGAGGUUGCCGCUGCAGGAAAUUUCCUUGCAAUAAGAAGCGAAGACUCUGAAAAAUAUUACUUGAACGGCGGCUUCAUUAUACAAUGGAUAGGCGACUACAAGGUGGCAGGGACGACGUUUCAUUACGAGAGGAGUGGUGAUCUGGAGAACCUGACCGCCGCGGGACCCACUAAUGAGUCAAUCUGGAUCCAGCUUCUAUUUCAGGAAAGCAACCCAGGGGUUAAAUACGAAUACAUUAUCCAAAAAGAUGUCGGCUCGGACAAUGAGGUUGGGUUGGUUUACGCUUGGAAGUACGGAAGUUGGUCAGACUGCAGUGCAACGUGUGGAGCUGGUGUUCAGCGCCAGGUUGCCAGAUGUGUUAGCAGAGGAAAAGGUGUGGUGAAAAAUACCUUUUGUGAACCGAAUGAGCAGCCGAUGCCAAGGCAGAAGAAGUGCAACCUUCAGGACUGCCCAGCCAGGUGGUGGACUGGGGAAUGGCAGGAAUGCUCCACUACCUGUGGACCAACUGGUGAGAAGAAGAGAACGGUCCUGUGUAUCAGAACAGUGGGGUCAGAUGAACAGGCUCUCCCAUCAAUGGACUGCCACCAUCUCUCCAAACCUAAGAACUAUACAUCCUGCAACAGAGAUAUUUCAUGUCCAUCCGACUGGUCAGUGAGCAACUGGACUGAGUGUUCUGUCACAUGUGGAGGUGGCAUACGAAUCCGUAAUGUGACCUGUACAAAAAAUAACAACGAAUCAUGUGACCCAUCCAAGAAGCCCUACUCGAAAGCCCUCUGCGGGCUUCAGCAGUGCCUACUCCAGAAAAGAACAGCCCAACUUCCUAUCAAAUACAAGAAUCUCAAAACCCCCAUCAAAAUUUACCACAAGAUUUCAGAUGGACCCAAGAAACGUUUCUUUCUCCUCAAAAAGAAACCCAGCUUUCCUUCACCCACUAAAGCUCCCAAGGAAAGUGUGGAGAUUACUUCAUCGUUUACUACGGCUUCAAAGCUUCCUGCUGUCAACUCCAUAGAAGAUGAAUUUCAGAUCUAUGACAUCCCAAAUUCCACCCACUUUAAUGUGGUUCACAAAUAUAACUUUGUCCUCGUGUCCAGUAACAAGAAGAAAAUUAGUGCCAAUUUGACAAAGAGUCUUCCAAACCUCAAAAAAGCAAAUGAAAGCCUAAUAAUAGGCAACGAGAGCUUAACAACACAAAGAGACCUUGACCUGGUCUUCAAUGCAACCAGCUCUCCACCCAAUGCUACUCAAUUCCAAAGCGUAACACCAAGCUAUGACUUUCUAACUCAAUCAGAAACCCGUACGGACACUCGGGAAACUGCUGUACCAACCGAGGACCCAGAUAUCCACUACGAUGCUGAAAAUAACAAUAUCAUCGAAUCUAGAAGUAAGAGGCACAAGGGUAGGGUCAAGGUUCCCCAGGAGAACCACAUGACGGCCACAGACCACCCUCAGUCGUCAACUCCUGUUAUGUUCACCACUGAAAUUUCAAGACUUCUCCGCCUAGGGGCAACGCCUGAAAGUUCUACCGAAAAUACUUCAUAUGAGGACAUCAUUGAGCAGGAUCCAGAGCUUAUAGACUUGGCCAACCAUGAUCAUCUGCCAGUGCCUGGCCUAAAUAUCUCCCAGGAGCCAUCUCUAGAUAAUAUACUGAACUCCACAGAAAGCGGAAACUUUACCGAGCCAUCUGAAAAUCAGACAAGCGGUGUCCACUGGAUAGUGGGAAACUGGAGUGAGUGCUCCACGACAUGCGGAAUGGGAGCGUUCUGGAGAAAGGUGGAGUGUAGCACGGGCCUAGAAGCAGAUUGUGGACACAUUAAAAAACCUGAUCCUGCCAGAAGAUGCCACCUCCGUCCAUGUGCACACUGGAAAACCGGAAACUGGUCCAAGUGCUCAACCAAUUGUGGCGGUGGAUACAUGACCAGAGAGAUACAGUGCAUCGAUAUCCGUGAAAACCGACCUCUGCGACCGUUUCAUUGUCAGUCCCAUGAACACAACCCGCUGCAGAACACUUCCUGUAAUCCGGAGCCGUGUCUGUCGUGGCUUGCCAAACCUUGGAGUGAGUGUUCAAAGACCUGCGGCAAUGGUGUCCGCCAGCGAGAAGUAUUCUGUCCCAAGGAGAAUCGAUGUGAUUUGAAAAAAAGCCCAAUUGUUAUAUUAAACUGUAGCCGGGACCCAUGUGUCAGAUGGGAAGCCAGCAACUGGACAGAGUGUUCGGCAUCAUGUGGAGAGGGUGCUCAGCAAAGAUCCGUGCAAUGUGUUGAUACGGAUAAUAACCGCACUGUGAACAGCAGUUUUUGCGAAAAAGAACCCAAACCUCAGGAAGGUAUUGUGUGCAAUAUCAAGGAAUGCUCCAAAAUCCCAGAUGCACCUUGCAAAAAAGACAAGUUGUCAAUUAAUUUCUGCAAUACUGUGAAAUCUAUUGGAAAAUGUACUUUGAAAUCGAUUCAGUCGCAAUGCUGCUUCACAUGUGGAAGCAGCGAGGAUGUUCUUCAUGGCGGCUGAGUCUGUUUAUCCAUCAAGACCGCUCACACAGUCUGUACUGCAUAAACGAAUAACCAAGUAUCACGUGCCGCGACAUAUAACAUUCAGGAACCGCAGUGCAAUUCCUUCUACUGCCAGUAGGUGUUGCUAUUUGUGUCAUCACAUUGUUUAAAGCAGUGUUUCCCAACCAGGGUAUCUCCAGCUGUUGCAAAACUACAACUCCCAACAUGCCCGGACAGCCAAUGGCUAUGACUUUUUUGCAUCCAAACUGCUUUGAUUAGGAUGAAGUCAAAAUUCCUCUGGCCUUUACGGCAGUAGCUGAUUUAUCAAAUGCGACAAUUUAAAAUUGCGUGAAAUUUCUGCACAAUCUUACGCCAGUCUGGACCACACUCACUUAGACCUAAUGUGAUGUACACAUGGAAAAACAGCAUGAAAAACCGCUUCAAAUAUACAAACCAGGGUAACAAUGGAAUCUUUUACAUAACUGGUUCUGAAUGCUUACAAGUAGGACACACACAGUUACUAUCUCCCUUACUUGGCUGGCCAGUCACAGCACAACACCAAACACACUACUCUCUGCUAUGCGAUGACAUAGGCUAGGGAAUGUGCAUGGAACAGGCUUGCACUAUGCUGGGCUGAUGAUUUACACACAGUACAGUACUAUAGAUAAUAAUAAUAACACAAUUUAUAUAGCGCCAACAUAUUUCACAACAUUUUACAGUUCUGAGGGUACAUAAUAAAAAUUAGCUACAGGCACGCAUGAUGUAUGCACAGAAAAACUGCAUGAAAAAUCGCUUCAAAAAUCCAAACCUGAUAAAUUAACCCCCCCCCCCCACCACGACCACCACCACCACCACACAAAAAAAAUACUUUUACUGUGUGCGUACGUGUAAGGAAGUGAGGGCACACAGUGGUUAGGGGAGCACCACACAGCAACAGUGCCCCCAUAUGGUAGUUAGGGCCCCACACUGCCCCUAUAUAGUAGUUAGGCCCCCUCUGUACCCCAUAUAAUAGCUAGGCCCCCAACACUGCCCCAUAUAGUAGUUGGGCCCCCUCUGUGCCCUCAUAAAGUAACUAGGCCCCUCACACUGCCCCUAUAUAUUAGUUAGGCCCCUUCUAUGCCCCCUUCACAAUAGAAGGUCCCCUCUGUGUUCCCUUUACAAAAUAAGGGCCCCUUCUGUGCCCCUUUACAAUAAAAGGUCCCCCUAUAUGGCUGGCUCCUUUGCAAUAUAAUGUUUCCCUCUAUGCCCCUUUACAAUAAAAGGUGCCCCUAUGUGCCCCCUUUACAAUAUAAUGUUUCCCUCUGUGCCCUCUUUACAAUAUAAGGUCCCUUUCUGUGCCCCUUUACAAUAUAGGAUCCCCUUCAAUAAUGAGGGGACACAGUAGUCAGGGGAGCAUUUUGGUGCCUUUGUUCCAGCGAUGGGUGGAGCGGAGUCUCAGCAGCUGGACCCCUCACCGAUUCUCUAUGACACCUCCAGAAAUUAUGUGAACGUUUAGGUCCACUUUAAUAAUGGUAUGCAGGUAGGGAAUAUGGGAGUCACUUCAUUUUAAAGGUAUAUUCACACAGGGCCGGGUUUAUAGUGAGUUUGAGCAGCGGCGGAAAAUCCACAGAUUAGAUUGUUUUCAAUGGAAUCGGUUGCAGAUUUUUCACUGCGUAAAUUCUGUUAAAACCUGCCGCCUCUCAACUUCACAGCUAGAAACUCACUGUAAACCAGCCCAUGUGAACGUACCAAAAAAUAGAAUUUUGGAUAUUCUCCUUUAUAUUGUCUGUUCAGAAUCAUCGAAAUGUAACAUAACCUCAGGUAAAAUGCCCCCCUACUGAGUAUUCAGGGUAUUGGCUUCUCGCUUCUUGUAUACCCCUUAAGGCAAAGUUUCCACUUGUUUUUUUUUUCUGGCAGUUUUUGGAAUACUGCCACUGCAGUUUUUGAGCCAAAGCCAGAAAUGUAUUCAAAAGGAAUAGGACAUAUAAAGGAAGGACUUACACUUCUCCUCCCUUAUGGAUCCACUUCUGACUUUGGUAAAAAAACAAAUGGAAAAUUAGCCUAAAGGACUAUUACAGCUCUGGCAAGCGCAUAGGUUCAGUUUUACAACACAGUUUUGGAGAAGAAAUGUAGAAGAGAACAUAUCAUCUCUGCAAACCAGGCGCCAUUUCUAUAAAUGUCAAUGCCUCUGGCACCAUUUCUGCCCUUUUGGACACUGACCCCCCUCCGGACCCUAUACCUUAGUUUCCUUAAUCCAGUGUUUUCCAACCAAUGUGCCUCCAGCUGUUGCAAAAGUUUUGCUAAAUCUGAAGGCGCCCUGGUUGGAAAAUGCUGCCUUAUAGGAUCGGGCAGCUUAUAGGUUUACUAUCAUAUAAAAAAAACUUUGGCAGGUUGCCCAGACAUGUCCACUGCAAUAACUGGUUAUAAGUUAGGGAAGUCCACUGCAUCACGCUCCACACUCCAGCCAGACGGCAGAUCCGACCUUUUUGCUACAAAUACUGACAUAGCAAAAAGGUCGGAUUUGAUUGACAGCCAGGAAGUAAGGCUUGUGCUUCCUUAAACUUCCCCAACUUAUAACUUGAGAUCGCAGCUGGUCUCAGGAGUGGCACCAAGUGUGAUCAAUACUGUCUGGCCAACAUGUCAUUUUUUUAAAUGAUAGUAAUCCUUUAAGUGUCUAUUCACACAUACAAUAUCCUGCGCAUAUUUCAUGCGCAGGAUUUAAUGCUGUAGAAUUGAAGCUGUCUACAUUGAACUCUGCAGCUUCAAUAUGCAUAGGAUAGAAUAGAAUAGACCUAAAGUGGUUUUUACAGGGCUAGAAACAUAGGAACAAAUGGCGCCACUCUUGUUCCAUUUAUUGGGGGUAGCACAAUGGCUCAGUGGUUGGCACUGUUGCCUUGCAGCUGGGUCCCGCUGCAAGGAGUUUGUCUGUUCUUCCUGUGUUUUCAUGGAUUUCGAUCUGGAAUUUAGAAUGUGAGCCCCAAUGGGGACAGGGACCUAUUUGAGUAAUGGCAUGCUCUGUACAGCGCUGUGGAACAUGUUAGCGCUAUAUAAAGAGAGGAAUUAUUAUAGGUUUUUCCCCAUUGAACAGACUUCAGCUCUUCAGAAAACACCUCAACUGGGAUUAUAGGUCAAAUCCCUUUUGCCUCAUGGAACUGUGUCUCAAAAAAAAAAAAACGCUCUUUGAAUAAGAAAAUACAUGGAAACUGCAGUGUGAACUGACUCCAACCCACUUAUUAGUCUAAAGAGCUCAUCUAGGUGAUCUCUAGCACCAGUAGUCUAAUCAGAUGACCAGCUGGAGUGAUCAAAUACCUGACCCUAAACCAUAGGAUUCAGGUGAAAUGCAGUUUCCUAUCCCAUGCCUGUCACAUCAGCAAAAUGAGGUAAGCAAGAGGCAUACUCAGCAACUCUACAUUAUUCUAAGUAAAAAAAAAAAUCCCAGAGUGCUUCUUUAAAGGGGUACUCCCGUGCCCCAGCCUUCUGAACAUCCGGUUCAGAAGGCUGCGGCAAGGGAGUACCCCAUUAAUACAACUAACUUGUCUACUAUCGUCAGAACAAAAAGGUCAGAUAACCACAUUACUAUAAAUGUAUCCAUCCAUGAAAAUAAGCAAAGAUGGCCGUCCUGACUUGGUUUACAGUUGUAUAAAGAAUAUUGUUUACGUACACAAAUAAGCGAAACCCUCUGGUACGCGUGUACAACAUCUACAAUAUCAGGUGCUAUUUAUACCUAAUGUACGUAUAGAUUCUACAUCAGCAUUGUGAAGGUGCUAAAUACCAAAUGGUGCUAAAACCGAAGGUGCUAAUAUCACGACCAAACUCACAU